Lineus longissimus is the source of this 950-nucleotide messenger RNA. Its product is annotated as astacin-like metalloprotease toxin 5. Lineage: Eukaryota; Metazoa; Nemertea; Pilidiophora; Heteronemertea; Lineidae. The coding region runs from base 64 to 828 and encodes 254 amino acids. The transcript has 7 exons. Gene Ontology annotation, molecular function: zinc ion binding; metalloendopeptidase activity. Gene Ontology annotation, biological process: proteolysis. The record is from RefSeq and is a predicted model, not a curated record.
AGAGAUUUUUUCAAAGAGGACUAUAUAGGGGUUGUCACGCCUCUUUUUCAUCACUUGGAUGCAAUGAUUAUGGCGGACUUGCUGAACAUAUUGUUGGUGGCGUUCAUCUUAUGCCAGGGCCUUCGAGCUGCACCCCUGAAAGAUGACUUCGACGUAGACGAAGAUUACAGAAGAAAAUACCCAGAGGAAUUCGGUGACUUGUACGAGGGCGACAUUGAAGUCGAUUCAUUCAGGAACGGCGUGAUUGACAAGGCGAGGUUGUGGCCUGGCGGAAAGGUUUACUACGUCAUCGAUACAAACUCGAACUACACUGCCAACAUCGUUCCCAACAUCAAAAAAGCAAUGGCUUUGUUUCAACAGAAUACAUGCAUUCAGUGGAUUGAGAGGACCCACCAGACGAGAUAUGUCAAGAUUUGGAGAGGAAAGGGUUGUUCGUCUGCUGUAGGGAUGAAAAAAAAGCCUCAGCGUCUGUCCCUCGGUUCUGGUUGCGGCGGUGUGGGAACAGUCAUCCACGAGAUGUUGCACACCGUAGGCUUCGUUCAUGAGCAGAGUAGGCCGGAUAGGGACGAGUAUGUCACCAUUAACUACGAAAAUAUCAAAGAUGGCGCAGCAUACAACUUCAACAAGAAAUCAAACGAGCACUUUCAGACAUUGGGCGCUCCCUAUGAUUACCUAUCCAUCAUGCACUACGGUCGGAGGGCGUUCUCAAAGAACCGGAAGGAUACCAUCACGCCAAAAAAAGACCCGAAACAGCAACUAGGCCAGAGGAAGGGUUUUACAAAGAUUGACAUUGAGAAAGUCAACAAGUUGUACAAUUGCAAAGUUUGAAGUAGCAUAAAGAACUGUGUAAUUUCUGUGCAGCGAUAUCAUAACGUUUUAUUCGCCAAAUUAUUCGUUCGUUUAUCAUUUUUUUUUGUUGACUUAAAGGCCAAAUGUUGGCCAAAACCUCG